UAUCUAUGAAGGUAGGGAUCAACACCUCUAAGCUUGGAGUUCUCAGCCGGAGAUUCGCAGUCGAAGAGUGUCAGGAAGACGAUCAUCAUCAUAUCAUCUUCAUCAUUUCUUCAUCAUGUUACUUGUGCUCACGCUUGUACUUUUUUUGUCACACAAUACUCUCGGGAGGUAUCAUGAAAAAACGAGAUUUGAUCGCUCAGUGGACUUGUUUGAUGAAUUUCAGAAUCUAGAUUAUCGGCAUGAGACACCAGAAGUAUUCAUUGAUUACACUAUGCGCUACGUAGUCUUUAGAUGUGUCAAAGAAAACGUGUGCUACUUAGAGAAGAUGCGAGAUGAUUAUUGGAAGUCAAUAUUGACUGGAAAAAUCCGUCCAAAAGUUUUGUAUCCAUCUUCGUCAACAUUGACGCUAGUAGAAGCAUGGAAAUUAGCCGGCGGUAGGGUUGUAAACUUCUGCAACGGAAUUCCAAUGAAACUGCUUGAAGAAACUCAACCAGUGCCUCAGGAUGCGCAGGAUCCGUUUUUGAAUGAAAUCCCUCAAGAUGAUAACGAAAUUUUCCAGAAACGGGUUACGGACGUGGUGAUAACUCCGCUUAUUGAUCGCGCUAAACGAGAGAUAAUGAUGGAGAACCGUGAGAAAAUGAACGGGGAGGAGUACGUGAGAGUUCGAAGACACGCUUAUCCGGGAAAAUUCCGUGGACAAACGCAGUCGCAGUAUUUGAAUUUUGAAAAGGAAGGCGAUAAAGCGGGAAAAGCUGAAGCGGAAGCUACUAAUGAAUCUUCUCGGGCUGUCGUUAGUGGUACCAACGGGAUGGGACAAGCUCAAAGUAUGACUGCAGGUGGCUCGUGCGAAGACUGCCCGGGUUACCAGAAAUUUCCUCCAGUACCGGCAGGUUACACAGGAUUGCCUGGAGGAGGUGGAACAGGAUUGACUGUUCCAGGAAUUUUGCCGGGAAUAAAUGGUCCAGGUGUUGGUUAUCCGGGGACAAUUGUUCCGGGAACGACAGGAACUUUCCCGCAAACUGGAGGUGCAUUGCCGGGAACGUACCCAGGAGUUAGUUUGCCGGGAACCGGGCAGGGAGUUCCAGGAACUUAUCCGGGGGGAGUAGUUCCGCCAGGCGGUCAAAUACCUGGAGGAUAUCCAGGAACCUUUCCAGGUGGCCAACGACCAGGGGUGGGACAACCUGGUAGUCAAGUAGGGACCGGAGGGUAUCCAGGUGGUAUUGUUCCACCAAGUUCAGGACCUGAUGCAUAUCCUGGUGGUUCUGGAACUUAUCCAGGGGGUAGUGUUCCUGGAACUGGUCAACCAGGAACUUAUCCUGGAACUAUUCCGGGGGUUGGUCAACCAGGAACUUACCCUGGAGUAGGACAGCCGGGAACUUAUCCAGGUGGUAGUGCUCCAGGAAGUGGUCAACCAGGAACCUAUCCAGGUGGUAUUUCAGGAGUAGGCCAGCCGGGAACUUAUCCAGGUGGUAGUGUUCCAGGAACUAGUCAACCAGGCACCUAUCCAGGUGGCAUGCCAGGAGUAGGCCAGCCGGGAACUUAUCCAGGUGGUAGUGUUCCAGGAACUUAUCCGGGAGGUACUCUUGGAGUAGGACAACCAGGAACCUAUCCUGGUAGUAUUCCAGGGGUUGGUCAACCAGGAACUUAUCCUGGAGUAGGACAACCACGAACUUAUCCAGGUGGUAGUGUUCCAGGAACUUAUCCAGGUGGUAGCGUUCCAGGAACUAGUCAAUCAGGCACCUAUCCAGGUAGUAUGCCAGGAGCAGGACAACCAGGGACUUAUCCAGGUGGUAAUGUUCCAGGAACUGGACAACCAGGAACCUAUCCUGGUAGUAUUCCAGGGGUUGGUCAACCAGGAACUUAUCCUGGAGUAGCGCAACCAGGAACUUAUCCAGGUGGUAUGCCAGGAGUAGGACAGCCCGGAACUUACCCAGGUGGUAGCGUUCCAGGUACUUAUUCAGGUGGAAUUCCGGGGGUUGGACAACCAGGAACAUAUCCUGGAAGCUUACCAGGAUCUGGUACCGGAAUUAUACCUGGAACUGGACAACCAGGGACUUAUCCAGGUGGCAGUACUAUAAUACCUGGUUCUCAAGGUGGAGUAACUUUACCAGGUGGCCCAUAUCCAGGAGGUUUAAUCCCUCCCGGUGGUAUUUACCCGCCAGGGACAACUUAUCCCGGUGGAGUAAUCCCUCCAAACGGUAUCCCAGGAACAUAUCCAGGAAUUUUUCCACCAGGAACUUAUCCCGGAACCGUUCCGGGAUUCUACCCAGGUGGAGUAGCACCAGGCGCAUUAAUUCCCGGAGGUUACCCCGGUCAAUAUCCAUCAGGCGUUGUAUCUGCAGCAGCAGAUGACGCAGAUUCACAUGCUUCAAGCGAAGUUAAGCAAAACGAAGCCGGAACCCAGGCAAGCGCUUCAGCGGACGGAACUUACGGAACUGGAACCGCCAAGUCUCAGGUCAGCGGUAUCUACACAGGCGCUGGUUCGUUCUCGGCUCAAGCAGGAAUCAACGACGGCAACAAAGGCGCCCAAACUCAAGUCUCUGGCGGUAAAGAGGGCGCUGUGAGCAGUGCCCAAGGCUUCGGAGGACAAGGUAAAAGCCAAACCCAAGUGCAGCUGGACUCCGACACCGGAGCGACGACCACCGGGUCUCAAAGCAGCGGAUUCAACCACGACACCAGUUCCCAAGUUCAAGCUAGCAUGAAAGGCGGAAUGGCUGAUGCUCAAGCCAACGGAGAGGGCAGCACGUCCUCCCAAGCUCAGAUUGGGUUUCAACCAUACAUGGGUUCCGCAGAACUGGACAAAGUCCAGUCAAAGCCAUUUAAAGGUGGAGGUACAGCUUCAGCUCAAAGUGGGACUUAUCAAGGACAAUCCCAGUCACAAAUUGAAGGCUCUUUUCAAUAUGGAAUCACUUACACUGGCGCCGCUCAAGCUGGUUCUGGAUCUGGUGCUGCUGCAUCAAGACGACCCUUCAAUUUUACCAACUCAGACUCUAAAUUAUUCAAGAGUUUCGAUAAAUUCGAGUCUAUCAAGAUCUCCAGUGACGGCAAAGAUGAACCAACAGCUCAACCUGAACUUGACACGGCCAUAACUGGAACCCACACUUUGAAAACUAGUUCCAGCACUAGGAAGACUGUGCUCAGCAGAACACCCACAAGGCAAGAGCCUCAGGAGGCUGGAUUGGAAACCGGAGCUGUUGAGUAUGAUGCUCAGGAAGAUGAGGAGUAUGAAGAUGAUGACUAUGCUGCUGCUCCGGGAAAAAUGGACGCUAAGUUGAGAACCGCCGAGUCGAGGAAAAUUCAUGACCAUCAUGGCAAGCAUGAUGGUCAUGGAAAACAAGAUUCUUUGAGGCCGAAAGAGGGAGAUCUUCUGCAACCGGGGGAGUCGCUUCCAGGAUUCACUGUUCCUCAGGGACUCAGAGCUAGAGUCACUUCUGCUUCUGGGGAACGGGCGCCAAGUCAAGCUAGUGGAAAACAUCAACCUCAGACAGUUAUUCUCGCUCCGAAUCCGGAUCGCUCUCAAAUUGGGAAGUUUAAUCUUGAUACUAGGGCUUUGAAGCCUGGACAUAAUCAGAAUUAUCUUCAUGCAACGCAUUAUGGAAAAUAUACUAAUCCUGGAAAAACAAGAUCGAUGACGCCAACACCAGUAAAAUCAAACUACUACACGGUAACAAACAGCGUAGCUGGAAAUAUGGGUGAUCCUCGGAGAAAAUACGAGCACCGCUACUACACCAAAAGCUCAACUUGCGGCUACUUUACAUUCUCCUGCAACAUAGUCCACGGUUCCAACGGCAGAACCAAAAUCUGCAAGCCAAAGAUGCCGACGUACCCCGAUGGCACUCCUAUGAAAUGCUAGUUAUUUAAAUUAAAUUAAAUUGCAUUUUUUUAUCACAUAUCU
Cotesia glomerata is the source of this 3895-nucleotide messenger RNA. RefSeq names its product glutenin, high molecular weight subunit DX5-like. The transcript is spliced from 9 exons. The coding region runs from base 116 to 3853 and encodes 1245 amino acids. Lineage: Eukaryota; Metazoa; Arthropoda; Insecta; Hymenoptera; Braconidae. The record is from RefSeq and is a predicted model, not a curated record.